Molecule: messenger RNA, 438 nt
Organism: Prunus armeniaca (apricot)
Lineage: Eukaryota; Viridiplantae; Streptophyta; Magnoliopsida; Rosales; Rosaceae
Source: the annotation of a GenBank genome assembly
AUGGAGGGGCUUUGGCGGGCCGCGACGGGCCAAGACCCGAGCCCAGAAGACUACACAGGGAUAGAGUUCUGGUCCAACCCGGAACGCGCCACGUGGCUGACCAAGCAAGGCGAGUACAUCAAGACCUGGCGGCGCCGCUGGUUCGUCUUGAAACAGGGGAAGCUGUUCUGGUUCAAGGAUGGUAACGUUACCCGCACGUCGACACCGCGCGGCGUGAUCCCGGUGGGCACGUGCCUGACGGUGAAGGGCGCCGAGGACGUGGUCCACAAGCCUUGCGCCUUCGAGCUCUCCACCAACACCCACGACACUAUGUACUUCAUCGCCGACUCGGAGAAGGAGAAGGAGGAGUGGAUCAACUCCAUCGGACGGUCCAUAGUCCAGCACUCGAGAUCACUCGCGGAUUCCGAGGUUGUCGACUACGACAGCCACCGAGGGUGA